CGCGCGGACUCCCUCGCUCUCUCUCCCUCUGUUUCUCUCGCCUUCCUUUCUUUCUCCUCCGAUUGCCUUCCCGUCGUCGCCGUUCUCGUUUCGAGGAAGCGAGCCUUCCAUCGGACUCUGGAGUUCUCGGGACACAGGACUCUGCCGUCUGGUUGGAUAGGAGUCGGGAAGGAGGCCUCCGGCCAUGGAUAAGAAGGCGGGAAAGACGGAGAAGGAGGCGGCGGACCGCCGGAAGUACCCUAUCCGGCAGGAGGACUAUGAGCUCUGUGAGGAGGUCGGUCAGGGAGCAAGCGCGGUCGUCUAUCGGGCACGCUGCAUCCCGCUCAACGAGAUCGUCGCCAUCAAGGUGCUCGAUUUCGAGAAGGCGAAGGCCGAUCUGGAUAACAUUCGGCGUGAGGCACAAACAAUGAUUUUGGUCGAUCAUCCAAAUGUUCUCAAAGCUCAUUGCUCUUUUGUGAGCGAUCAUAAUCUCUGGGUUGUGAUGCCCUACAUGGCUGGCGGCUCGUGCCUUCAUAUCCUUAAGGCUGCAUACCCUGAUGGAUUGGAAGAGACAGUGAUCGCAACCGUGUUGCGUGAAGUUUUGAAAGGUUUGGCAUAUCUUCAUCAUCACGGUCACAUCCAUCGGGAUGUCAAGGCUGGAAAUAUUUUAGUUGAUGUAUCUGGUGGGAUUAAGCUUGGAGAUUUUGGUGUUUCUGCCUGCCUCUUUGAUUCUGGUGACAGGCAAAGAUCAAGAAACACAUUUGUUGGUACACCUUGCUGGAUGGCACCUGAAGUCAUGGAACAAUUACAUGGUUAUGACUUCAAGGCUGACAUAUGGUCUUUUGGAAUAACUGCACUGGAACUUGCCCAUGGUCACGCUCCUUUCUCAAAGUAUCCUCCAAUGAAGGUUUUGUUGAUGACUUUGCAGAAUGCUCCCCCAGGUCUCGAUUAUGAGAGAGACAAAAAGUUCUCCAAGUCAUUUAAGCAGAUGAUUGCCAUGUGCUUGGUUAAAGACCCUUCAAGGAGGCCUUCUGCAGAAAAGCUAUUGAAACAUCCAUUUUUCAAACAUGCACGGUCCAAUGAUUAUCUGGUUCGAACAAUCUUGGAGGGAUUACCUUCUCUUGGUGAUCGCAUUAAAGCAUUGAAGGACAAAGAAGCAGACAUGCUUGCUCAAAAAAAGAUGCCUGAUGGGCAAAAGGAAGAGAUUUCCCAGAAUGAAUACAAGCGUGGAAUAAGUGGAUGGAACUUUAACAUUGAAGAUGUUAAGGCUCAAGCUUCUUUAAUUCAAGACGUAGAUGAAAUCCUUGCUAGUAAAGAUCAAAUAGAGUCCUCGAAUACUCUAUCUGCCUUUGAAAAUAUGGAAGGCCAAGCACAACUUCAAUCUUCAUUUUCUGGUGACUCUUUGAAAGAUGAAGCAAUUGAUCAGGAAGGAGGAGCACCUAUGAGACCAUGGAGGACGACUUCUUUUCAGUUGUCAGGAUCAAACUUCAGCAUGCUUGACAGAAAACUGAAUGGUUCUCUGGAUGAGGUGGCUACUAUUAGUCCUCCCAUGCAUGAGGAGAUCAAGCAGAAUGGUUUUGUAGUGUCAGAUUCUGGUGUACAUGACAUGUUUAAAGCCACAAAAGGAGAUGACUCAGAGAUCGAUUCAAAGUCUAUGGAGGAGCUGUCUAGGUAUAUUCAGGAUAAGAAAGGGUUAUCCAAUGGGCAACUUCCAUCAGAUCUUCUACCGCCAAGAGGAGAGAGUGAUAGUCACCACACUUAUUCUCAGAGCCUUGGGCAGAUAAACUUAGAACAAGUUUAUAAAGGAGUGGGUGAUGUGCCCCCUGAAAACAUUCCUAGAACAUCUAAGUUGCCAGCAUCAAAUGCUGAUGAACUUGGUGAUAAGACAAAGGUGCCCGUUGUCCAGCAACGUGGACGUUUCAAAGUAACGUCUGAAAGUGCUAACAUGGAGAAGUCACUGCCAUCGCCUCAUCUGCAAAAGAGUCAGAGUCUUCAGGUGAUCCAUCAAUAUCCUUCAACACCUUCUUUCGAAGGGCAAUCGAAUCAGAAUAUCCCAAAUUAUCUACAUUUACAGAACGUCUUACAACAAAUUAAUCAGCUCAGGGAUUGUGUUUGGUCAAUGAUGAAAGAAGUGAGUGGUGACAUCUCAUCCGGUAAUUGUGCUUGUACUCUGGGUCAAAAGCCAAGCUCAUUUGGCGUAAGUGACAAAUCACUGUUGGAGGCUGCAUAUGAAAAAGAAAAGGAGUUAGUUCAAGAUCUUGCAGACACAAAAUGGAGGCUCAUCUGCGUCACUGAAGAGAUGCAGAAGUUGAAAACGAGGAAUGCACAGGUCUAAUGAAGAGAUGCAGAGUUUCACAACCUCUGAUGGUGUGGAGACAUUGUGAGCUUGAGAAAGAAGCAAAAGGUGGCAGCAUAGCAUGCGCUGUCAGCAAUUAAAAGAAGCUGGCUCUAUUCAACCGUGGGUUUGCGAGUCUGUAAGAGGUUUGCUUCAAACCAGCCUUCUGCAUCAAACGCUGUGCAUAGUCUUCGUGUGUCUCUGUAAAUGGUUGGUUAUACAGGUAGGUAGAUUUUGAAUUAUGUCCAUAUAGGCCUAAACGAGUCCUAGCCCCGUUGUUUUCUUUUUUCCGUCUUUCUCUUUAACGAUUGAUCCCCUUAUUGACCAAUAAGUGGUAAAUAGCCUCUACGAUCCUGUCAAGAAUGCACUAACUGAGUUCCUGAAUCAAUGCAGCA
Nymphaea colorata (pocket water lily) is the source of this 2709-nucleotide messenger RNA. RefSeq lists its product as uncharacterized. The transcript has 21 exons. Gene Ontology annotation, biological process: protein phosphorylation. The record is from RefSeq and is a predicted model, not a curated record. Bases 185 to 2314 code for a protein of 709 amino acids. Gene Ontology annotation, molecular function: protein serine/threonine kinase activator activity; ATP binding; protein kinase activity. Lineage: Eukaryota; Viridiplantae; Streptophyta; Magnoliopsida; Nymphaeales; Nymphaeaceae.